CCACCCACACCACUCGCGUCCUAACCCUCGCCGCGGACGGACGGCAUGGCGGCCGCGCGCUGAACGCCAUUACGAAUACGUGUCUGUGCUGUGAAACAUAACACGCUCGAUCUACCUCCAGUCGCGACCAUCGACACCAACAUGACCCGAUCGCGAGGCGACAUGGCGCCGACGAGACACACGUUCCUCUUGCUGGCAUCGCUCAGCAUGGUUGUUCUCUGUCGAGCCGGUCCCCUGGGCCCGCUGCCGAACGUGACCAGCGCUGACGUCGCUCUUAAGGAAGGAAGCUGUGCUCUAGGCGAUGUGGUGUACAUGCCGGGCGACGAGUUCCCAGGUUCGGAUCCGUGCGAGAGCUGCAAGUGCGCAGGCGGCGACGUGCAAUGUGCGCGCCAGCGCUGCGAGCCUCGGCCCGGCUGCAAGGCACUGCACCGCCCCGACCACUGCUGCCCUACCUAUCAGUGCGAAUGCGAACAAGAAGGGCGAGUGUACGGUAACGGUGAGAAACUGGUGGACCCUGCAGACCCGUGCCGCGUGUGCUACUGCCAGGGAGGGGAGGUCGUGUGCCGGCGCAUCGCGUGCUUCGUGCGCGACGACUGCACGCCGCGCCUCGUGCCCGGCCGCUGCUGUCCUGAGUACGACAACUGCCCACUGAGAGGAGUAACCAGUCUGCCCGGUGCGUCGUCUUCAAUUGCAAGUUCAGCCGCUUCUGAUAGCGUGGAGUCUCAACCAGCACCACCAAAAGAGAACAUUAAACAAGAGAUCACUAUUAAGGAAAUCACUCCUGUCUCUGAGAUCCCAAUUAUCACAGACGUGAAAAUAAAAGAGAUAUUACCAUCGCCUAGCAUUGAAGUAGCCGAGUAUUCGUCUUCCAAGUCUCCUCUGAUUCCACGAGAGGCUACAUCAGAAAAAAAUACAAAAGAAAACGAUUCCAAAACAGAGUCUCCCAGCAUAAUUGAGAUCCACUCUUCGCUGCCUGUGAUUGUGACGUCACCAGAUGCGACACAAUUCACUGCAACCGAAAAUAAGAAUGAAGACGCGCCUCCUUCCAAGAUCAGCUUCUCUACACAAGAUUCUACGCACAGUGCUAUUUAUCCUUCAAAUGUACCAAUCGUAGCGACUAUGGGAAUUCCACCCGUAACACCCGAACCUGUACCUGUUGCCACAACUAAAGCUCCCAUUAUUGAGGAAGAAGAUUUUGAUCAUAAUCCUGCUUUCCCUCCGCUUCCUGACGAUUUAGCUGUAUUGCGAAACCAUGAAGAUGAAAUAGUACCAGAACAAGUCGCUGACAAUGACCACGUCUCUGGUCACGACAUUACCGUGGCCAAUAUAUCUCCUACUGUUGAAUCUGAGUCAAAAGACCCACUAACCACUACAUCCAAAGAUCUUCCAGACACAACAACCGUAACAACCACAGAGAAACUUAAAACAUCAACCGACGCAGCAACUACGACCGGAGAUGUACCAAGUAGUACAGAGGCUCCUAGUUUUAAAGAAAGUCCAAUGAUUAACUUGAGAUCAGCAAUUCCAACAGAAAUUUUAAAUGAACCGACAACGAUUGUUCAUGAUGAACCAGGUAUAUCUGAAAUAGCUGAUACUAAAACCAUAAUUGAAGGUUUAACACCGGCAGCUACUACCACUCAAGCGCCCCAAAAGAUAGAGGAAGUUGAAGUUACAUCGGAAAAAGCAGAGACAUUUACAUUGGACACGAAAACAUCGACUGAAGGUGAAGCGUUUUCCCAACUUGCAUUCGAUACCACUACUCAUAGUAAGGAAACAGAAAUUGAGUCAGGGCCGUUUACCACAGAACAAGAACAAACCACCAGUUCACUUGCAAAGUCUAAUGUUGCUACUGAAGUGACAUCACAGACAGAGCUUAGUUCGCUGCCUAUCGAAACUAGCGACCAAAAUCCACCCGAGCUACCGAGUGAAAAUACUAGUCAUGAUAAAGAAACUCCUUCUACCAUGGAUCCCAUAGACAUCAGUUCCAAAAUACCAUCAACUAGUUCAGAAGUUAUCACAGUAUCCCGAUCUGCUUCCAGUGAUAACAUUGGAUUAGAGAAUGUAGAAACGACAGAAUUCAUUGUAACGUCAUUUGGUUCUUCAGAAACAGCGACUGAUGCCGUUGAAUUGAUUAAAAUAUCGGCAAAUCCUGAGAAAAGUUCAGCGAUUAUUGAGUCUGCCGAUGGCAAGAAAACUAAUGAAUUCACUGACUUGAUCAACCUAGUACGAGACGUUGCUUCCAUUAGCGACAACACUGAACAACCAGACACUGUGCAGCACGUGACGACUGCAGGGAGUAUUUCCGAUUCCGAGGAGCUCAUUCCAGUCAACGCUGGGUAUAAGAGUAAAAACAAAAACUUUAAUCAAAACUCUAUUACCGAGAUACCUCACAAGAGUAAAAUUGCAAGCACAGUGAACAAGCAAAAGGUGGUCGAGAUUGAGGACGAUGAGUCAGAAAGUGUGACGGACUCGCCGCCACCCUUCGAUAAGGUGGAGCCCACCACACGACGGCCCAUUAUUGAUAAUGUGUCGGACGAUGUAAAUAUCGCUGAGAACAAGACACAACAAGACAAAAAGGAUAUCGAGAUCAUCACGCAAUCUUAUGUACCCACUAUUAACCACCGACGACCCACAAAAGUCGUUAUGAAGAAGAAUAAUGAGAAACUAGCAUCAUCUGGUGAGUCUCUCAGCGUGUCUACGUCUACUGAAACCUCUACAGACAGUAGCAUUUUAACUGAAACCCCUAUUGCUGGGUCAGGAGAAACCGACAAGAAGGAAAAGAUCUCUAGUGACGUCACACAAGACGCACUGAGCACCGACUCUCCCAUUGUUACCACUGCGGCUCCUGCGAGUAGCACUGAUACUGCGACAUCCACUACGGCGGUUCCUGUGACCGUUCGCGACCUCGUGACUACUGCUGCUCCAUCAAGCAGCUCUGAAGUAGCAACUACAGAUGGUCCCUCUGGUGAGUCAUCGGCCACCUCCUCCGCUCCUCCGAGCUCGGCGCAGUGAGCAGCCGCGUGGCGUAACCCGCAUGGAACCUCAGCUAAUUAGCAUUUUAUAGAGAGUAAGUUUCGUUCUUGAAACUGUAAGUUAACGUAGAGACUAUUAGGUUUAUAGGCGUAUGCGACCCUUUCGGAAUCGAUCAUAUUCCUCGUCAAUUGAUGGCCGGUGAAGGGAGACCCGUCUCCGGCUGUUUGUAUUUUGUAAUGUAAGUAGACGGCCGGAUUUAUGUGUAUUAGCUGGACAAAUUAUUUAUAAUACUUUAGCGUUAGGGAGCGAGCGUGGCCGGCGUGGCCGCCGCCCGCGAUGUGUCAAAUUAGGGCGAGGCAAGUCGGUGGCUCCUCGCGUUAGCGAAUAAGUUAUUUAUUUGUUUAGUGAGAGAUCGUGAGUAGAGUGAUCGAUAAGUAAGCAACCAAGCUAGUCAAGAAGUGACAGUGCAGGCGCGCCGCCCGGCCGCCUCACCUCGACGCCACGUUGCCAUUACUGCUAGCUGUAUUGUACGAGAACAUGACAAACAUGGCAGACAUUAACGUAAGCAUUCCACGCAUAGAUGUAGUUCCUUUAAUAUGUGUAAGAACAAAGAGAAGCGCCCGCGCAGCCGACGCGACGCGGCGCUCCUACCCUACGUAUUAUAUCAUUACUAAAUUUGGUACAAAACGAAUUUGAUAUUUAGAAUAUUGUCCACCUUAUGAAAGUAAAGUUUAGGCGUAGAGUUACACUAUGUGAUCGCACGAACAUUUUAUUUAUUGCACUUAGUGGCCAAGUACCGCGAGGGAUUCUAUCGGAAGGCUCAAGCGUAGAGUAAGGAUAAUUAAUUUAUUGUAAUGUUCAGACGUCGCGUGUCGCAGUCAUGCAGCGACGUCUGCUUUAGGUUCGUUCGUUUCCCAUUGUCUGCUACGGUCGGUUCAUUGUGACUCCUGUAAGCGCCGGCGCAAACGGGCCGCCCGGCGGCGCGCGGGGGUGCGCGUGCGCCGGCGCUAUGGUGCGGCUUCUUGCUCCGGAAGACUGCCACUUUUCCCGGGCAAUAAGCGCACAUGCUCACUGUAUUAUUUAAUUAUUAAUUAUUGUUUUUUUACAAAUAAAAGAAACCUAGACUGA
This is a messenger RNA of Spodoptera litura, 4101 nucleotides long. RefSeq lists its product as uncharacterized. The record is from RefSeq and is a predicted model, not a curated record. Gene Ontology annotation, biological process: positive regulation of BMP signaling pathway. Lineage: Eukaryota; Metazoa; Arthropoda; Insecta; Lepidoptera; Noctuidae. Gene Ontology annotation, molecular function: BMP binding. Gene Ontology annotation, cellular component: extracellular region.